Messenger RNA from Rhopalosiphum padi (bird cherry-oat aphid), 819 nucleotides. RefSeq lists its product as uncharacterized. The transcript is spliced from 4 exons. The record is from RefSeq and is a predicted model, not a curated record. NCBI's taxonomy places the organism in Eukaryota, Metazoa, Arthropoda, Insecta, Hemiptera, Aphididae. The coding region runs from base 266 to 790 and encodes 174 amino acids.
UUGAAAAGACAUUUUUGUUUAUCAUCUUUAUGUGUUUUUAUCUCUCCCUCCCUCUUACUUAUUCUUUCUCUUUCUACCUCGAUCUCUAUAUCUAGUUAUGAAAUAACGCACUCUAAACGGCUGUUGCUUUUUUUGCGUUUUAAAAAACUUAUAUUAUAGUGCCGUGAUAACGGCGGUGCUGGCGUCGUCCUUAUCGCGCGUCCGCGAACAACAUUGGCGAUUGACCUAAAAAAACUGACACACCGAAACCCGUAUUGGAGAUGUUAUGCAGAUAUGCAAUCAAACUCACACUAACAACAAUUUUAACACCGGCACAAUUUUAAUUGAAAACUAUGAACCAAAACGGAAAAGGAGAAAAUGUACACAUAAUAUGAGGUUACCACCAGUUAUAAAUAAAAAUUUAAGUACUCCAAAAUUACCACAACUAAAAACACCUAUAAAUCCGGAUGUUUCCAAAGUAAAUACAGAUACAAAAACUAUAGCAUCACCCAAACAGCCAAUAGAAAAAACUACAGCAAAUAUAGCUAAGACUGCAGCAGAUGUUGCUAAAACUGCAGCAGGAGUUGUGUUAGGAAAUGUAGUAAGUCAAAAAUUUAUGAAGUAUGACAAUAAAAAUUAUAGAGAAGAUGUUAAAAAUGCAGCUGAAUCACCAACUGAAACAAAUUAUUCAAAUGAAAAUGAAUUGGAAAAUAAAGAAAUUACCGGAAAAGACAAUAAUGAUUUAAAUGAAGAAGAAGAUGAAUUAACAGAUCAUGAUCAUAAUGAUACGUUCGAAGAAGAUGAUGAUUAAAAAUAAUAAUAAACAUAUGCAUUAAAUAA